GACGUAGUCAAGAAUCGAACGUGGUGUGUCCUGGCACGCGGGGAUGAUGGCUCAUAAAGGGAAUUCGAUCGAAAACGAAAGCAACAGUCCAACGCGCGACGACCAAAAUGAAUGACACCUUUCUGUAUUCAUUUUUCCUCGGUAUUAAUUUUAAUUUUCUUAGAAAGCAGGACCAAUGAGCUCUUGGGGCUCAUCUAGUCUCCUAUACUGUUGGCAAAGUGUGCUACUGACCCGGAAUGUCGAAGCUGACGAACCAGACAGUGCGACCGACACACCUCACCCGGUUUACACCUCAAUAGUAGUGGCAGUUACUGCUGGUAGUGGUGUUGUAAUAAUGGCUAUGAAGGUAGAUGCUGGUGAUGUCGCAUGGGCAUGGCAAUGGUGACACGUUACAACUCAUUUCUUCUGGGCAUUGUGUUUGCAUCCAUCACUUGGGCUGUAAUCCUCUACCUAUACUCAGUCAUCACUCAAGAUUCCUCAACAAAGCUUGCCACCACCAGCAAGGCCCCCUUCAUCAAUGUUCAUACACCAGACAAUAGUGAGAACUUUAUAGACUCUGAUCUUCAAAACCAAGAAGCAAUUACGUCAGAUGCAUUUUUCCUUAAAUCUUCUUCCUCUAAGAAAUAUAAUCCCAAAUUAUAUAACACUGUAAUUAAUGAUGUCAUUAUUCCAUUACAAUCAAGGGCAGAGGGUAAGAGUGCUCAUUCAUUGAAAAAUGCUUACUACUGGAAUGGGUACAAAAACAGUAAUGAUCUAAUUAACAAACUACAGCCCAAGACACUGAAGCCUGACAUAAAUGAAGUGGGGAUGAUCAAGACAGCAGAAGAUCAGGUUUUGAGAAGUGAAGGAUACAAAGUGCACGCAUUUAAUGUUCUGGUGAGCCACAAGUUGAGCUACCAUCGGGAUAUUCCUGACACCCGCCAUCAUCUGUGUAAGAAGCAAAAAUACCCUUCUCAGUUGCCAUCUGCGAGUGUGGUGAUUUGUUUCUACAAUGAAGACUACGACACUCUACUGCGGACAAUACACAGCAUCGUAGACCGCACACCUGACAGCCUCCUGCAUGAGAUCAUCUUGGUUGAUGACAAUAGUGACAUUGAUGGAUUGCGUUCCUCACUAGAAGCCUACAUAGCAGCUAACUUCACACUGAAGGUUACACUUCAUGCAACAACUCGCAGAGAAGGACUGAUCCGUGCUCGCAUGUUUGGUGCCAAGAAAGCUACUGGUUUGGUAUUGGUAUUCCUGGACAGCCACAUAGAAGUGAACUGUGAUUGGCUCCAGCCCCUUCUGGCAAGAAUUGCAGCGUCUCGAUCUACUGUUUCCGUGCCUAUUAUCGACAUUAUCAACUCGGACACAUUCGAUUACAGUUCAUCACCCCUUGUGCGUGGUGGAUUCAACUGGGGACUCCACUUCAAGUGGGAAAAUCUUCCUGUAGGAACACUGGCCAUUGAAGAAGACUUUGUGAAGCCUAUCAGGACUCCUACUAUGGCCGGUGGACUGUUUGCUAUUGACAAAUCAUACUUUGAUGAAAUUGGAGAAUAUGACUCAGGAAUGAAUAUCUGGGGAGGAGAGAAUCUUGAAUUAUCAUUCAGGGUCUGGAUGUGUGGUGGAAAAUUGGAAUUGAUUCCAUGCUCGCGUGUGGGCCAUGUAUUCAGACGUCGACGUCCAUAUGGUUCACCGAUGGGGGAAGAUACAAUGACCAGAAACUCCUUACGAGUUGCAAAUGUUUGGAUGGAUGAGUAUAAGGACUACUUUCUUAAAUUACGACCCGACGCUAGAAAUAUGCCGUACGGUGAUAUCGGCGAACGGAAGCGGCUACGAGAGAGAUUGAAGUGUCAUUCAUUCAAGUGGUAUCUGGACAAUGUGUAUCCUGAACUCACGCUGCCAACAGAUAAUGAACAGCGGCUCAAGAAGAAAUGGGAGGCUCUGGAACCGCAAAAGUACCAACCGUGGCACUCACGUCGGCGCAACUAUAUCUCUCAAUUUCAGCUUCGUCUGAGCAACACAUCCCUGUGUCUCACAUCGGAGAAAGACGUCAAGACGAAGGGCUCUUUACUCAUACUAAAAAGCUGCAUGCGCAUGAAAAACCAGAUCUGGUUCGAGACUGAUCGAAGCGAGCUUAUAUUGGCAACAUUGCUAUGUCUGGACGCAUCAGAAAAAUUCCCAAAGUUGGGAAAGUGUCAUGAGAUGGGUGGCGACCAAGAGUGGAAACACAAAGGCAGCAAUGAGACGCCUGUGUACAACAUGGCGGCUGGCACCUGUUUGACUGCACAGAAGGCUGUGUCCGGUGAAUACGCAGCGAUGGAGCUUUGCUCGUCGUCAUCUCUUAAUAAGUGGGACCUAAUUGCGACGUGAUUAAUGAUAUUACUACUACAUAGUUUUGUACAGCGGGAUUGUGAGUGUACAUGAACAAGAAAAUAAAUGUUUUGUUUCAUUUCAUUUUGUUUAACAGA
Zootermopsis nevadensis is the source of this 2450-nucleotide messenger RNA. It is a transcript of the gene Pgant35A, whose product is annotated as polypeptide N-acetylgalactosaminyltransferase 35A. Gene Ontology annotation, biological process: regulation of Notch signaling pathway; protein O-linked glycosylation. Lineage: Eukaryota; Metazoa; Arthropoda; Insecta; Blattodea; Termopsidae. The record is from RefSeq and is a predicted model, not a curated record. Gene Ontology annotation, cellular component: Golgi apparatus. Gene Ontology annotation, molecular function: Notch binding; polypeptide N-acetylgalactosaminyltransferase activity.